AGUAUAGGGGUAUUAUAGCAAAAAAGAACCUUUUCAAUAAAGCCAUUAACCGACUCUCAUUUUCCGUUAAUUAAUAACUGAAAAAAAAAUACACUCUGAAAUUUCAGAAUGAACCAAAUUCUUCUUCCUUCUUCUUCUUCUUCUUCACUGAUUAACCAAACCCUAACCCUAAAUCUAAUCCCAGGUCUCCCCAACGACAUCGGAGCUUUGAUCCUCUCCUUCAUCUCAUACUCUCACCAUGGCCGUCUCAAAUCCAUCUGCAAGUCGUGGAAGCUUUUUCUCUCUUCGAAGGCCUUAAUUUCACUUCGCCAUAGCCACGGAAGCCGUUCUCUUUCUCACCUUCUAUGUAUAUUCUCACAAGAUCCUUCCGUGGCUUCUCCUUACCUCUUCGAUCUUCAAAAUCUCGCUUGGUGUCCUCUCCCUCCUAUGCCUUGUAACCCUCACGUUUACGGGCUUUGUAAUUUCACUUCCGUUGCGAUCGGUCCUUUCCUUUAUGUUAUCGGUGGUUCGGUUUUUGAUACUCGUUCGUUCCCGUUGGAUCGUCCGUCGCCGUCUUCGGCUGCUUUUAGGUUUGAUUUUUGUACUUGGAAAUGGGAACGGAUUUCGCCGAUGAUUUCUCCGAGAGGGAGUUUUGCGUGUGUGGCGGUUCCGAAUUCGGAUAGGAUUUUGGUCGCCGGUGGUGGUUCGCGGCAUAAGUUGUUCGCCGCUGCUGGGAGUAGGAUUAGCUCUGUUGAAAUGUAUGAUGUGAAGAGAGAUGAGUGGGUUUCGCUUGAUGGAUUACCGAGUUUUCGAGCGGGUUGUGUUGGAUUCUUUGUUGAAGAUGGGGAAGAGAAUAGUGAGUUUUGGGUAGUUGGUGGGUAUGGUGAAUCGAGAACGAUUUCGGGGAUGUUUCCUGUUGAUGAGUACUGUAGAGAUGCUGUGGUUAUGGAAAUGAAGAAUGGAAAUGAUGGAAAGUGGCGGGAGAUUGGGGAUGUUUGGAAAAUUGGAGAGAGGAUUAGGCUUGGGAAGAUUGUUGUUGUUGAAGAUAAGGAUCAUAGAUGCUCUGGUGUUUACAUGCUUGAUGGGAUUGACAUUCUCAGAUACGACAUGGAUUCAAAUCGUUGGCAGGAGGAGUCACAUGUCCCGAAAGAGGAGCGGUGCACCUUAUCAUCAAUAGGUUUCGUUGCGUUGGACGGUGAGUUGCUCGUAAUUACAGUUAAGAAGGGUGUUGAGUCAGGAGAGAACCGAAGAUGUUUACGACAGCAUAAGAAAGGCAGAAGUUUGUACAUUCAAAUAUACAAUCCGAAGAGGAAGACAUGGAGAAGUCUAACUACCAAAUCACCUUUCGUAAACAAAUUGGAUUUUAGUAAUGCAGUUAUGUGCAACAUUCGUAUGUGAAAUAAUUCUUCUUGUAUUAAUUGAUUGCGUAUGCAGUUAGUUGUGUUGGUUUUUUUCUGUAUAGAAAAUGAUUGCUUUGCUUUUAUAGAAAUGAUUUGUAUAGAUAUGAUCAUAAAUAUAUCUCUACCUAUAUAGAAGCUACUUCUGGACAUUUCUGUAAUAUUGUGAAUAUUUACUAAUUGAUGAAAAUAAAAUUAGUCGAUAUUGCUUUAUAA
Messenger RNA from Cannabis sativa, 1592 nucleotides. Its product is annotated as F-box/kelch-repeat protein OR23. NCBI's taxonomy places the organism in Eukaryota, Viridiplantae, Streptophyta, Magnoliopsida, Rosales, Cannabaceae. The coding region runs from base 109 to 1377 and encodes 422 amino acids. Gene Ontology annotation, molecular function: protein binding. The record is from RefSeq and is a predicted model, not a curated record. The transcript has 2 exons.